Messenger RNA from Phragmites australis (common reed), 2346 nucleotides. Its product is annotated as kinesin-like protein KIN-10C. Gene Ontology annotation, molecular function: microtubule motor activity; ATP binding; microtubule binding. The record is from RefSeq and is a predicted model, not a curated record. Gene Ontology annotation, biological process: mitotic spindle organization; microtubule-based movement. The transcript has 13 exons. The coding region runs from base 311 to 2071 and encodes 586 amino acids. Lineage: Eukaryota; Viridiplantae; Streptophyta; Magnoliopsida; Poales; Poaceae.
GGAUUGCUGAUCCAGUAUGGAAUGACAACAGAAUCCGAGGUGAGCUCCCCUCCGCUGCUACUGGUUACUGGCCCACCACGCCGCACCGCCUCCCGCGUUCAAAUUCGAACCGCCUCCCCGCCGGCUUCCCAACGGUCACCGCCUUCCUCACUCCCCCACCCGUCCUCGUUCCCUCUUCUCGCCACACGACACCCACGCCCAGACUCCAAGCACCACGCCGAUUCCCUCCGCCGCCGCUCGCCGCCUCUGCGAGUUCCACCUCCUCGCCAGUCUCCACCGCCCGCGUGCUGAGCGCGUGAGCCUCGCUCCGAUGGCGACCACCACACCCGCCCCCUGCGCCGCUCCCUCUUCGCAGCCGGUGCGCGUCGUGCUGCGCGUGCGCCCGUUCCUCCCGUCGGAGGCCAUCUCGGCCGCUACGCCCUGCGUCUCCCUCCUCGGCGGCCGCCCCGGCAGCGAGGUUACCGUCCAGCUCAAGGACCAGCACACCAGUCGGAGUGAGCACUACAAACUAGAUGCGUUCUUUGGCCAAGAGGACCACGUCAGCGAGAUAUUUGAUCGGGAGGUCGUCGCAGUGAUCCCAGGCAUAUUCGAGGGGCUCAACGCGACGGUCUUCGCCUAUGGGGCAACCGGCAGCGGCAAGACUUACACGAUGCAGGGCACGGAGGAUUUCCCGGGGCUCAUCCCCUUGGCAGUUUCAACCAUCCUGGCGCUCUGCACUGGCACAUGGUGCUCCGUGGAGGUCUCAUACUAUGAGGUGUACAUGGAACGGUGUUAUGACUUGCUGGAGCCCAAGGCAAAGGAGAUCAUGGCCUUGGAUGACAAAGAUGGUAACAUGCAGCUGAAGGGCUGUUGUUGGGUCCCGGUGCGAUCUAUGGAGGAAUUCCAGGAGCUCUAUUCCAUAGGCGUCCAGAGGAGGAAAGUUGCCCACACUGGACUCAAUGAUGUUUCCAGUAGAAGCCAUGCUGUGCUCUCUCUCAGGGUUAGUGCUGAUGUUGUGAAAGGGAAGCUUAACCUCAUAGACUUGGCUGGCAGCGAGGACAACAGAAGGACUUUCAAUGAGAGGAUCCGCCUUCAAGAAAGCGCUAAGAUAAAUCAAUCAUUGUUUGCAUUGUCCAAUGUCAUUUCAGCUCUAAACAAGAAUGAGCUCCGAAUACCCUAUAGAGAGAGUAAAUUGACCCGCAUACUACAAGACUCUCUAGGAGGCAGCAGCCGUGCUGUGAUGAUAGCAUGCCUGAAUCCUGCAGAAUACCAGGAGUCAGUCAACACAGUAAGUCUGGCUGCUCGUUCACGCCAUAUUGAAAACUAUGUAAGUUCAGCAAGCAAGCAAGAAACUCUUAAAGUAAAGGUUGACAUGGAAGCCAAAUUGCGAGCAUGGUUGGAAUCAAAGGGGAAAACAAAGAGCAUCCAAAGAAUGGAUGGUCUUUUCUCCCCAAUUUCAAGCAAGACUCCAUCAUCUAUGAGCCAUAUGAAGCAACCGGCAUCUUCCAGGAUCUCUAGUAGAGCUAAGGCAAUGGGUCAAGAUGGUGGUAAAAUCAAGAAGAUACUUUUUGAUCCGGCCAUCCGUGUUCCAGAUGAAAACUUACCAAGAGCGAGCACACAAGAUGAUCCAAAUAUGAGUAAAGCGGUGCUUCCUUCAGUAACUCCUUGCAAAGAGGACAAGUCUGAAUCUUCUCUCAGGAGAGCUCUUUCACCAAUUUCUUCAAAUAGGGUGCCUGUAAAGCAGCAGACAUCCGAGACUGGCACUUUGCCCAUUUUGUUGGAACCCAAAACCCCAAUGUGUAACUUAGUCGAGAAGAUUCCAGGUGCUACACCCCUAGAUAAAUUCAAUGCGCUAGGGUCUACCCUGAAGGAAACUCUUGUUCAUCAGUACCUUGACUUCUUAAAUUCUGCAAACAAGGAGGAGCUACAACAGCUGAAAGGAAUCGGCGCGAGGAGAGCAGAAUACAUUCUGGAGUUACGGGAGGAUUCACCAAGACCAUUCAAAUCUCUUGCAGAUUUGGAGAACAUCGGCCUCUCAUCAAAACAGAUCCAAGAUAUCGUAAGGAAGACGGCUUCUGGAAUCUUCAAAUGAUCACCAAAAUGGUUGUUGUACUGUAACAUAUAUGUUAUGCUAGUUCAUAUUGCGGACUGGAUUGUUGCGCUGCAUGAAUUGUUCAGUCUUGUGUUGGUGACUUCAGGCAAUACCCCGCUGCAGCUUUUAACUAGACCUGGGCCUUUUAACUAGACAAGGUGUGUUUCUAGUUGAACAACUAUGUAGGAGUUCCGCACUUCUGCUACUACUAGUACUUUACAUGGAGACUGCAGCGUAGACUGCAGCGUGAAGUGUGAUGAAGUUUGGUUAUCUCA